UGCAGACGGAGUCAGUGACCAUCUUUAACUGCAGCUGAGACAAAUAGCGUGCUGUGGAGUAGUGUCGAAGGGGGCUGUUGCCAAUUUUUAAGACCAACCAAGGAACUCAGCUAGGAAGUAAGCAGGAGAAUGGGCUGCUUGUCCAUUCUCCAGUACGCCCAAAGACAUGAGCUGUAUGAAGAAGUGGAUCUGGCGGAAAUCGCAGACGAAUGCAGAAAGAAGACUGGGCAGACACCAGUGGUUGUAGCAGAUGGAAGACAAUGCGUGUGGCUCCUGUACCGAGGGUGUGACUUCUACUGUGGUGGGCAGUACAAAGAAUUCCGAGAAGCGUGCACAAACUUGGUGCGGCGCUUCAGAAAUUGUGGAGUGCAUCUCGUGUUCUACUUCUACGGGCUACCGUCUGUUGACAAGAAGGAGAAGUGGGUGCGGCUGAACAGGGAGAGUGCAGAGCAAAUGAGCAAGUCCUUGACGAUUGCACACGAGCAGGGCGCGAGGCGAGUGAGGCCGAAUCGCUAUCCGGAAGGUCUGGUGCCGUGUGCACACGUCAUCUUCAGGGAAGAACCGAAUAGUGAGGUCCGGCUUUCUACAGGCAUCUGCCAUCAGGAGAUAGCGCAGUACGCAGCCAGCAACACGAACUGCCUGGGGGUGAUGAGCGUGAAUGCCGAUUUCCUGGUGUACAGUGGUGUACCAAGCCUUUUAAUUCUCCACGGUGAGUCAAAGGCCGAAGAGGGCGUGAGUCUAAGGAGGUUUCGCCCAGCAAUUAUCGCCUCACAUCUAGGCAUCCGACUAGAACAUCUGCCAGCAUUUGGGACAUUUGCAGGAGACAGUUUUAUCAAAUCAGAUGAGCUACAGAGUGUCCACGGACGACUGGAAGACUUUUAUAACUGCAGGGGGAACCCUUUGGCCGCUGUAGCGAAGCUGGUGAAGGAUAACGCAGUCGAUGAAAUGUGUCGGAUUGCAUUUGGUGACAGGUGGGCAGAAUUCCUCGAGACUGUGGAAGUAGGAAUUGGCCAGUACGGGUGCAAGCCGACAGUCUCCGACAGUCCUACGGAAGGUUCCGACUGGUCGCAGGUGCUGCACUUCAUAGAAUCGAAACACGUGUCGGGCGAAAUACCAGGAAUGGUCCUGUCCCUGGCCAAAAGUCGCAUCUUCCGUGCGGGUGCCGCCCUAGAGGACAUGGCGGAUGGUGCUCAAAAUGUACUGUCGACAGCAGAGAUGCUCCAGCCCAUGAGGCGCAGGAUGUACACCGUGCUGCUCUGGGAAAGUGGAGAGGGGCCUUUCAGAGUGGAGGAGUUCUUCACCAGGAGGUCAGACGUGUGUCAGGAGGAGGUGGAGGUCUCGAAGUGGCUGCCCCCCGGUGUGACACACCCAGGACUGCGACGGCUGUGGACGGCUGAUGUGGAAUGGCGCUGGCGGCUCUUCACCUGGAUAGUGGGCGCCCCAGAUGGGGACGGAUCUGCUCUGAGGUCUCUUCAGCCCCAGUACCUCGCGGUUCCGGCUGCCGCACUUUCAUUCCUCCGGCACGAGGCCUGCUGUCUGGAACGUCACGAGGCUGAGGUCCUCGCAGUGGUCGCCGUGACUGUAGGGCGCCUUUCGGUUCAGCAGUUGGCUCAAAAGCAGCUCCCAUCACUAGACACUCGGGCCGUGUAUUUGGCGUCUUUAUUCGUUCGCACUGCCCUACAAGUUCUGGAUGCUGCGGCCAUCUGUGGGUUAUCCUUCCCCCGAGACUCAGAGUGCCUGCUGGACGCCUAUUUUGAUGGGAUAUUCUUCCAUGAGCUUUAUCUUAAGGCUAAGGCCCAGUCAUUUGCAAGGAUUGGAGCCCACCUACCACGGGACCGUCCACAUCUUGGGCCACUCCACCAGCUGUUGGAUGUAAUCGAAAGGACUCACACCAGUCGCCAAUAACCGGUCUUUGAGAAAAUGUACAUCUACAUCUACAGCUACACAGAUACUCCGCAAAUCACACUUAAGUGCCUAGCAGACGGUUUAUCGUGUCACUUACACAAUCCUUCCCCCGAGACCUCUGUUGACCGCUUCACCGUAGCUGUGCGCGGCUUUGUCGCAUGUUUCACAGAAAACGGGACGACGGACAUUUAUCAACAGGCGUACAAGUUCUCCGUCUGUUUCCUGGUACACCAGCGUGGAGUCGGGGUCAACCAGCCACUCACUGUCACUAAUCUUAUGGCGGCUGGAGGCCGCGCCGCGUUACCGCUUUCUCAGAGCUUGAGCCGCUCUAAGCUGCCUAUUGUCGCUUCCCUUCGCCGUUCCCCGGCCGGCCACGGUCAACUCUAAAUGCUUCCCUGGGGUAAACUAGCGUCCAGUAAAUCGACUCGUUUCCGCAAGGUUUUCAUGUCGUGUGAAUUACUUUAAAACCAUCACCCGACAUUAAUCAUUCCAAUACGUCCAUACUAUACCCUCUACAAGAUGCAUUGUGCCUUGUCAGUCAUUUUUGGUUCAGCCCUACUGUUCACUCAACGUGAGUUGGGUGAUCUUUAAUGACUUCAUGUAAGGGGCAUAGUUCUUGCCAUCUUACAGUUUACAUGUAUGGAGUUCAUGUGACGUAAAAAUUCUUGGAGACGGUCCAGACCAUGAGGCCACACAAUAAAAAUGUCAUCAACGUAUCGCCAAAAUGCUGUCAGUUUAAAAGUGGCAGAGUCGAGUGCUCAUACAUCACAUACAUUGUAGAUGUUUGAGAUUUGAAAAGGUCUCUGAAAGCAUGUAGUUUCAUACAAAUAAUUUAUUAUCCACCCUCUGCCAGGCACUUAAGCGUCAUUUACCGAGUAUCCAUGUCGAUGUAGAUGAAUGCCGGGGCCAGCAUCAGAUCCUAGCUUAGAGGUCUGAUAUAACUGUUAAGCCAUGUCAUGGCUCAGCAUUUUUGAUUUACCCGCGAGAUUUUUCACUUGUUUUCGCUGCAGCGAUAGGGGGCGUGACCGCUUAGUGCUGUUGGCGCUGGUGCGCGAAGCGACAGAUUUGGGAGGACGGCUCGGUCGGUAUAUGGCGACAGGACGGAAGCAGCUGGGAGUCAACCGGUGCCAGCCGAGUAUGGACUGUGAUGAGUGCGGCUGUUUGCGAGCAUGUGGGAAUGCUCACUUGCUUAGCGUGGUUCUCCAUGACCAGCUGUUGUAUGUUGGGUCUAGCACUCGAGUGUAACAGAAAACUGCAUUGGUGUAGUUCUCGUCACCUGACUAAGACCGCAAUUUUGAUAUCCCUUUAUUAUAUCUGUGGAAUCGUUCGGGGCCCACGCUCUGCUACCAUUUAUGAUGUACAGACGGAAGCAGAGCAAGGAUGGGGAAGGUGUAGGUACAUUUAUUUGGUCCAAGCCCUCUUGACACAAAUUUAUUAUUUAACAAUAAUUGGUUAUACAUCCAAGUUAGUACAAUUAGCAGUUUAAAAGGAAAUGUUAGCAAUAAAAAAUUUUAUUUUAAACUUUCUCUAGAAGAACGUGCAGCCCCACUCUGAAACAUUACAUAAAGGUACUGUUAGGAAACGGUAUAUUAUAUCGUACAAGAGUGCAACAUGUAGAAAUAUUAACAA
Schistocerca serialis cubense is the source of this 3534-nucleotide messenger RNA. Its product is annotated as constitutive coactivator of peroxisome proliferator-activated receptor gamma-like. Gene Ontology annotation, cellular component: nucleus. The transcript has 2 exons. Bases 130 to 1905 code for a protein of 591 amino acids. Lineage: Eukaryota; Metazoa; Arthropoda; Insecta; Orthoptera; Acrididae. The record is from RefSeq and is a predicted model, not a curated record.